AUGCUGAAAGGACUGAAAAAAGGCUAUAAGCAUGGAGAAACUUUGAAAUCAUAUUUAGAUUUAACCAACCAGAGCAGAAGAUACAACAUAAAGGAAUCUGCUGAGCUUAAUGGAGAUGGGAAGACCUUCCUCCAUGACAAUCAUGAAGAAACUCAUACUGAAGUGGAAUCCUGUGACAAUAAAAUGCUCAUCAGCACUAAGUCACAGUUUUGUAAACAUCAGCAAGCACACAAUAUAGACACAGCCCAUGAAUGCACUGAAUCGCAGACUCACAAACUUCAGAGAACUCACAAAGGGGAGAAACCCCAUGAGUGUAGUGAAAGUGGGAAAAGUUUCUCUAGAAAAUCCCUGCUCAUUUUAUGUCAGCGAAUUCAUACUAGACAGAAACCUUAUACAAACAGGGAAUGUGGAAAAGGCUUCAUCCAAAAGGGAGAGAAGCCCUAUGACUGUGACAAGUGUGAGAAAGCAUACUCCUACAUAUCUUGCCUUGUUAAAGAUAAGAAAACACAUACAAGGGAGAAACAUGGAAUUUCAGUGAAGGUGGACGGUUCUUCCACAGCAAGUCACAGCGCGGAGGAUCGGGGAAACUGCCAGUCAAACGGAGGUAGGCUUCAAAAUGGCGGCUACCUGCGAGUAUCCAUACUCUGGGGCUCAGACUUAUUACGUCAUAACGGGACGUCUGCGCGCCGAAUCCGCGGCUCUGGAGCGAAGGCUUUCUGGCCCUCGCUGGCCGCCAUCUCUGUGCUUGUCCAGUGUCUGCUCAGUCCAGCAAGAAGUAGAUCGCGGUGCUGCAUGGAGACAAGUGUUGAGAAAAGUGGGUUUUCUGUGACUCGUCUCCAGCUGGUUGGAGACAGGGAUCAUCCGUCACGUCUGUGCUGUAAUAACAAGAAAAACAUGAAACAUGUCAUGAUAGCAAUGAGAAGAAGGCAAGGCAAUUUUUCAGGGAAUGUAAACAUGUCGUUGCUCUUAGAUCUUAAGAAACAUUUUCUCCAGGAAGGUUUUGUGGUAGAUAGUGUCCUACAAAUCACCCUUGUAAUAAAGGGAUCAUUAUCCUUCGAAGAUGUGGCUGUGUACUUCACCAGGGAGGAAUGGCAGUUUUUGGACCCAAUUCAGAAGGUGCUUUAUAAGGAGGUAAUGUUGGAGAACUACGGCAAUCUUGUAUCAGUAGGUUUUGUUAUCCUGAAUCGACAUUUUGCAGAAAAGGAUUAUGAUGACUUUAGUGGAUAUGGGAAGUCAUGUCUCUAUAUCAAGCAUGACAGAACUCUUAUCGGACUUAAAUACCAUAGAUGUAUUAACCCCGGUAACACUAAAUCACAGCUCAAUGACUAUCACAAAACAUAUACAGGAGAGAAGCCAUAUGAAUGCAGUGAGGGUGGCAAAACCUUCUCCAGGAAAGCACAGCUCGUUAGACAGCAAAGAAGCAAAAGAGGAGAGAAACCCUGUAGAUGCCAAAAAUGUCAAAAAAUAUUCAUGAGAAAGAUUCAGCUGAUUGAACAUCAGACAACUCAGAGAGGACAGAAACCCCAUGAAAGUAAUGAGUGUGAGAAGGCCUUCUUAAGAAAGUCGCCGCUCAUGUUACAUCAGCAAACUCACACAGGAGAAAAAUUGUACAGAAGUGAAUGUAGGAAAGGCUUCAGUAAGAAGUCCUGGCUCACUAGACACCAGCGAUCUCGCACUAGAGAGAAACCCCAUGCAUGCAAUGUAUGUGGGAAAGGCUUUUCUCAAAAGGCAUAUAUCACUGUACACCAAAGAAUUCAUACAGGAGAGAAACCAUAUGAAUGCAGUUUGUGUGGGAAAGCCUUCUCUCACAAGAUAUGUCUAACUCUACACCAGAGACUUCAUACAGGAGACAAGCCAUAUGAAUGCACUGAAUGUGGAAAAGUCUUUUCCCUAAAGACGUAUCUCACUCGACACCAGAGACGUCAUAGAGGAGAGGAUCCAUUUGAAUGCAGUGAAUGUGGGAAAGUCUUCUCCAAGAAAACAGAUCUCGUUAGCCAUCAAAGAACCGAAAGAGGAGAGAAACCCCAUGGAUGCAAUGAAUGUGGAAAAACCUUCAAGUGGAAGAUUCAACUCAUUAAACAUCAGCGAACUCAUACAGGAGAGAAGCCUUAUGAAUGCACUGAAUGUGGAAAAGCCUAUUCCCAAAAGGCCCAUCUCACUGUACACCAGAGACUUCAUACAGGAGAGAAACCUUAUGAAUGCACUGAAUGUGGAAAAGCCUUUUCCCAAAAGGCAUAUCUCACUGAACACCAGAGAAUUCAUACAGGAGAGAAGCCUUACAAAUGCACUGAAUGUGGAAAAGUCUUUUCCCAAAGGUCACGUCUCACUCUACAUAAGAGACUUCAUACAGGAGAAAAACCUUAUGAAUGCACUGACUGUGGAAGAACCUUCUAUUUUAAGUCAGCUCUUACCAAACAUCAGAAAGUUCAUACAGGAGAGAGACCUUAUGAAUGUAAUGAGUGCAGCAAAGCCUUUAAAAGCAAGUCAGAGCUCAUUCAUCAUCUGCGAACUCAUACUGGAGAGAGACCAUAUUCAUGCAGUGAAUGUGGUAAAACCUUCUAUCGGAAGUCCCACCUCAGUGCACACCAGCGAUCUCACACUGGAGAGAAACUCUAUGGAUGCAGUGUGUGUGGGAAAGCCUUUUCCCAAAAGGCAUCUCUCACUACCCACCAGAAACUUCAUACAGGAGAGAAGCCAUAUGAAUGCAGUGAGUGUGGGAAAGCCUUUGCCAGCAAAGUCCAGCUUGUUAGACAUCAACGAGCUGAAAGAGGAGAGAAACCCCAUGGAUGUGAUGAAUGUGGAAAAACAUUCAUGAGGAAGAUUCAGCUCACUGAACAUCAGAGAACUCACACAGGAGAGAAACCCCAUGAAUGUAAUGAGUGCAACAAAGCCUUUAGAUGCAAGUCACAACUCACUCAGCAUCUGCGGACCCAUACUGGAGAGAGACCGUAUUCAUGCAGUGAAUGUGGCAAAGGCUUCAGUCGUAGGUCCCAGCUCACUAGACAUCAGCGAUCUCAUACUGGAGAGAAACACUAUGGAUGUGGUGUGUGUGGGAAAGCCUUUUCUCAAAAGACAUAUCUCAAUGUACACCAGAGACUUCAUACAGGAGAGAACCUUAUGAAUUCACUGAAUGUAGUAGGACCUUCCAUUUAAUGACCUUACCAGACAUUAGUGAAUUCACACUGGAAGGAAACCUUAUGAAAGUAAUGAGUGUAACAAAGCUGUUAGAAGCACGUGAGAGCUCAUCCAGCUUCUGGAAACUCAUACCUGAGAGAGACCUUGCUCAUGCAUUGAAUGUGGCAAAGACUGCCUACAAAUCAGUCCUUACUAACCGUAAGAAAAUUCCCAGAGGAGAGACAGCUAUAAAUCCACUGAAAGUGGAGAAACCUUCCUUAGGGAGUCAUAACUCUCUAUACAUGAAUGAACUCAUACAAGGAGAAAACCCUGUGGACACAGUUCCUGUGGAUAUGACUUCUUCAGGCUGAAGUGCAGUGUGACAGUCACAGCCACCCAGACAUCUACCUGCUGGUCUCUGGGGAUAGGCCAGCCUCAGCCUUCCAA
Messenger RNA from Carlito syrichta (Philippine tarsier), 3561 nucleotides. RefSeq names its product zinc finger protein 84-like. NCBI's taxonomy places the organism in Eukaryota, Metazoa, Chordata, Mammalia, Primates, Tarsiidae. Gene Ontology annotation, molecular function: DNA-binding transcription repressor activity, RNA polymerase II-specific. Bases 1 to 3153 code for a protein of 1050 amino acids. Gene Ontology annotation, biological process: negative regulation of transcription by RNA polymerase II. The record is from RefSeq and is a predicted model, not a curated record. The transcript is spliced from 8 exons.